This is a messenger RNA of Didymodactylos carnosus, 786 nucleotides long. Lineage: Eukaryota; Metazoa; Rotifera; Eurotatoria; Philodinida; Philodinidae. The record is from the annotation of a GenBank genome assembly.
AUGUCAAUAAUACCGCCAUCAGCGUCACUUGUGCGUUUUGAUAAUCCAACAUUAAUUUCCGCACAAACGGAUCGUGAUCGAAAAGGUAUCGGUGGUGGAAUGGGUGGAAAACAAAAUGAACAGCAAAUGAUGGAUAUUCCUGGUUCAUCACCUCAAUUACAGAGAAAACAACAAACAAUGAAAGAUUUAUCGUUAGAAGAAAUUCUAGAUAAAAUAUUACCACCACGAAUGACAAAAGAUCCAAAUAAUUCAGAUUUAUUAUAUUGUCAAAGAAUUUCAUCGACACCUGCAACUCGACUAGAUGUAAUAAAUUUACAGGAGCAACUUGAUAUGCGUCUGCAACAGCGUCAAGCACGAGAAACUGGAAUUUGUCCUGUAAGAAGAGAAUUAUUUUCCCAAUGUUUUGAUGAACUUAUUCGACAAGUAGCAAUUAAUUGUGCUGAGCGUGGAUUAUUAUUGCUUCGUGUCAGAGACGAGUUACAAAUGACACUACGUGCCUAUCAAACUUUAUACGAAAGUAGUGUAGCAUUUGGAAUGAGGAAAGCAUUGAUGGCAGAACAAGGAAAAGCUGAAUUAGAACGAAAACUUAUUCAACUUGACGAAGAUAAACGUGAAUUAGAACGACAAUUAAAAGAUACGAAAGCGAACGCGGAAGCGACUGAAAAAAAAUUGACUGAACAACGACAAGUUGAAGAACGAAAACAUAUGGAAGAAAUUAAUUUUUUGAAAAAAACAAAUCAGCAAUUAAAGGCACAACUUGAAGGUUUAAUUGCACCGAAAAAAUAA